Molecule: messenger RNA, 420 nt
Organism: Linum tenue
Lineage: Eukaryota; Viridiplantae; Streptophyta; Magnoliopsida; Malpighiales; Linaceae
Source: the annotation of a GenBank genome assembly
AUGAGGUUCUCGAAACGCAAAAGCGGAGUACACAAAAAGGCUAGCGACUUGGUCACUCUGACUGGUUGCCAAAUCGCGGUUCUUAUAUACUCCCCUGCAGGAAAGCCUUACUCCUUUGGCAAUCCAUCUGUGGAUGAAGUUGCAACCCGGUACCUUAAUGAAUCUCCUAUUAUUCAUGACCAUAACAGUUUCUUUCAAGCCAAGUUUGCGGAGCUGAAUCAGACCCUAAAUGAGUCACUCAAGGCUAUAGAAGAAAUCAAGGGGAAACAAAAGGCUCUCAAACCAAAACUUGAGGGAAUACCGAUGAACAAGCUGUGUGACGUCGAGCAUGCUAGCAAGGAAGAGCUAAGGAAGAUGGAGUCGGAUUGCAUGGAGCUUCUUGCAAAACUUGAAAUAAGGAAGAAAGACAUUAUGGAUUAA